Messenger RNA from Suillus bovinus, 258 nucleotides. RefSeq lists its product as uncharacterized. NCBI's taxonomy places the organism in Eukaryota, Fungi, Basidiomycota, Agaricomycetes, Boletales, Suillaceae. The transcript has 3 exons. The record is from RefSeq and is a predicted model, not a curated record. The coding region runs from base 1 to 258 and encodes 85 amino acids.
AUGGAAAUACGCGUGCAGCAUGGCCUGAACGAACGGCCUGAGCCCUCCUCUCCCGGACUUCACCCUCAGUCCCCAUUUUUGUCCUUCACACCCGUUCGUAGUGUCUACCCUUCCCUGACGCUGAAGGCCGUCAUUCUACAUGCUUACGACGAUCAAAACGGCGCAUUGUUUGAUUCCUUCGUGGACUGUGAGACUGCUCUGAGUGUUCAAUGCACAGAGACGAGUCACGCACGGUUGUAUGACACGCGCCUCGGAUGA